Messenger RNA from Cydia pomonella (codling moth), 2287 nucleotides. Its product is annotated as organic cation transporter protein-like. Gene Ontology annotation, molecular function: transmembrane transporter activity. Gene Ontology annotation, cellular component: membrane. The coding region runs from base 264 to 1907 and encodes 547 amino acids. The record is from RefSeq and is a predicted model, not a curated record. NCBI's taxonomy places the organism in Eukaryota, Metazoa, Arthropoda, Insecta, Lepidoptera, Tortricidae. The transcript is spliced from 8 exons. Gene Ontology annotation, biological process: transmembrane transport.
UAGGCACUUUCCAGCAAUUCACUAGUACACGUUGCAACAUGUAGUCGCUAGGAUUAAUAUCGGGGGCUAAUUAUAAUUUAAAUAAUUAUUUCAUGGGUAAUUCUGCUACUUUGUAAUAUGUAGGUACCAACAAGAAUAGUUGAACUGUGAACUGAUAAUUAUUUCGUAAACAGCGUAUCGAUUACUUAAAAUAGUUUGAUUUAAAGCUACCAAGCUAGCUGUGUUGCAGAAUUGCUGGAAAGAGUUCAAAUUAAAACAACAAAAUGGGGACAAACAAGGAAAAGGCAGCCGAGAAGAACAAGGUGUACGACAUCUCGGAGGUGACGGAGUUCUUUGGGAGGUUCCAGAAAAUGCAGUUCCUGUACUGCUGUCUACCGGCCAUAUUCGUCACCAUGAUUAAUAUUAACUAUGUGUUCACCGUCGGCGAUGUCAACUACAGAUGUCGCAUCCCAGAAUGCGACGGCAACCAGCCAGAAUACUCCCAACCCUGGUGGCCUGGCUCUGUAGAUCGGUGCUCGCGCCCUGUCUUGGAAGAAAGCUGGAAUGGAACCUGUUCGAACACCAGCUUUACUGGCGCUGUGGAGGAAUGCAGUUCUUGGGUGUAUGAGAGCAACAACACAGUUGUAGCUGAGCUAGACCUGGCUUGCCAGCCGUGGAAAUCCAACCUCGUCGGAACGGUGCACAGCGCGGGCAUGGUGCUCUCCAUGACUAUCUCCGGAUGGAUGUCUGACAAGUUUGGCCGCAAGCCAACUCUGGUGAUCUGCUCCAUCGGCGGUAUCCUGGGCCACCUGAAGACCUUCGUCUCCGCCUACUACCAGUACAUCAUUAUUGAGUUCUUCGAGGCUGCCAUCACGGGCGGGACGUAUUCUGCCGCUAUGGUUAUCAUGAUAGAAAGCAGCGGCAAAAACCAAAGAGUCUUAGCGGGCGUGAUCUUCGCCUACGCCAUUUAUGUCGGCGAAGUCAUCUUUGCCUGCAUCGCCAUGGUCAGUUCCUACUGGAAGACCCUCAUCCGGAUCAUCUGCAGCCCGCCCAUCCUCUUCCUCGCUUACACCUUCCUCAUCAGAGAGAGCCCGCGAUGGCAGAUUUUAAAUAACAAAAUCGAACAAGCCAAAGAAACCUUACUAGUAAUAGCUGAUACGAAUAAGCUGAACAUAGAUCGCCAUGACUUUAUCAAUAUAGACGAGGCAAAGCUAAAGAAUAAGUUUAAUUUGGGAGCGUACGAAAAGAAGGAAUCUUGGAAAAGGGUGUUCACGUCCAAAGAAAUUUGGAAGAGGUUGCUAGUUUUGAUGGUGUGUAGAUUCACGGCCUCGUUUGUGUACUAUGGGCUGAUGGUAAACUCUGUUUGGCUGCCUGGGGACAAGUAUACGAACUUCUUGCUGGCGACGGUGAUGUCGUUCCCCGGGGAGUUGGUGGCGCUGGUGCUGAUGAACAAGUGUGGGAGGCGAUUGCCGUUGGUGUACGGGUAUAUUUUAUGUGGCGCGCUUUGCAUCGGUUCUGCAUGCGUGCCUGAAGACGCUGUCUGGGCCAAGAUAACCAUGUUCUUGCUGGGCAAGAUGUUCAUCGCCGCCUGCUUCACGGGCGCCAUCACCUACACCAUGGAGCUGUUCCCGACCAACGCACGGGGAACUCUGAUGGGGCUGUGCUCGUUCAUGUCCCGGUUUGGAGGGAUGCUGGCGCCUAUCACGCCAAUCUUAACACCUAUACAUCCUGCGCUGCCAGCCAUUUUUUUCGGCGCUUCGGCUUUCCUGUCUGGAUUCUGCCUACUUUUCACCCCGGAAACCCGUAAUCUGCCCCUGAUGGACACCGUCGACCAAGUUGAGAUUAGCGUCAAACAAGCAAAACAAGAGAAGAAAGGACAAGGAAGUGAGAAUCCAGGAUUUGAGGAUACUGCUGUAACAAGCUUUUGAGUCUCUUUGAUUCCUUUUAGCGAUAAGCUACCGACUGAUGUGGGAUAUUAAACAAAGCUCUACCAAAAACAAAACGUAGAUGUUAUUUCAUGUAACUAUAAAUUGUUCUUGCCGAAGUAUAUCGAUUAACUAAGCGGAUUGGGCCCAGAUUUGGCAACUUGUGGUGUACUUUUUCUGAAUGGCCUUUGAAAUAAUUUUGAAUAGGUAUCGGAAACGGCCAGUAGUUAUACCUACUUACCGCCAAGUAUACCGCCAAGCUCCGAAGUGUUUGUAUUUUUUUACCUACUUAUCUAGCGAAUUUUCAUACUUGCUCAAUGAACUGCUUAGAGUAAGUUUUAUUAUAUAAGAAUAUAAGACAAAAUAAAUGAUUCUCACUAGCA